This is a messenger RNA of Cuscuta epithymum, 2267 nucleotides long. NCBI's taxonomy places the organism in Eukaryota, Viridiplantae, Streptophyta, Magnoliopsida, Solanales, Convolvulaceae. The record is from the annotation of a GenBank genome assembly.
GCCGGGUAGAUUCAAAAUACUCAUUUUCGGCCCUUUUCGAUAAAUUCUCCCUCUCCAAGCAUUCAACCCCAAAUUCCAAUGGAAUCGCCGCCGGGAAAACCCCAAACCCGUGGCUCCGUCAACAGGCUCUCCUUCCUGGUUCAGUCUGCCGUUUCAAAUCUUCACUCCCUCAUCAACCACAAAACGACAUCUUAUCCUCUUCAACCCGCCCCUCCACGCGCUCGCUCCCCUCUCAUCAGCUCCGUUUCCACCCAACACCCACUGCUCUUAUUGCAAUCUGCCCCCUUCGAAUCGACUGAGUUAGAUUCGGGCCCCCCAACUCCGUCAUCCUCGAUCGAAGGCAUGCCUUCCAAGCCCAGUUUGGAAUCCACCGCCUCUGUGAGAAUUUCUGGCCCUGGUUCUGUUGGCAAAGGUGGGCCGGCUUUUGUUGGUCAGGUUUUCAGUAUGUGCAACCUCUCAGGCACUAGUCUUAUGUCUGUCUCCACGCACUUCCACAUUCCAUUUCUGUCUAAAAGUACUCCGGAGUGGCUUAAGAAGAUGGUUGAUGGAAUUACUAAGACUGAAAAGAGUGGCCCUGUGUUCCGGUUCUUUAUGGAUCUGGGUGAUGCAGUAUCUUAUGUCAAACGGAUGAAUGUUCCAAGUGGCGUGGUUGGUGCAUGUCGUCUUGAUUUAGCAUAUGAUCAAUUUAAGGAAAACCCUGAAUUGUUUCAGUUUGUUCCAAAUAAAAAGCAGGUCAAGGAAGCAAAAAAACUUCUCAAUGCAAUGCCACAAAAAGGUCAAAAGAAGCAUUUAGAAGGUGUUCCUGUUUUUAGUGCUCAAAACCUGGAUAUUGCAAUAGCAACAAAAGAUGGUAUAAAAUGGUAUACUCCAUAUUUCUUUGACAAAAGGAUGUUAGACAACAUACUUGAAGAUUCGGUUGAUCAGCAUUUCGAUUCACUAAUCCAUACAAGGCACCUAGAACGUCGGCAGGAUGGUAUUGAUGACAAUGUUUCUUCUGAAUUAGUUGAAGAGAUGGGAGACAGCAUGUGGGAACCUCCAGAGGUUCUGGAAGUAAUAGAUGAAAUUGGCCUCCCCGAAAUUCCUCUGAGCGUCAUUUCUAAAGCUGCUGAAAACCAGCUUCUAGAUGCUGUUGACAAAGUCCUAUUGGGAAAUAGAUGGCUCCGGAAAGCGAUCGGUGUUCAACCAAAAUUUCCUUACAUGGUUGACUCUUUCGAAAGAAGGAGUAUAUCUUCCUUCCAGAGAGCACGCAAGGCACCUAAUACUGAUGCCAUAUCUGAUUCUGAUACCCAAUUAAAUUUUAUCGGUUCAUCAAAGGAAAAAAUGGAUUAUCUGCCAGAUAAGCAAAGGGAACUAAAAAGACGAAAUGAACCACAUCCAUGUGCUUUUCUUCCAAAUAUUACAAUGAUAGGAGUGGCAAUGAGGGAGGGUGGCCAGGUGAGCAAAGCUGCAUUGAAGAAGACUGUGGAAGAUCUGACAAAAGAAUUGGAGAGCACUGAGCAGCAAAUUCAUAUGGGAAACAUCAAUGAUAUUUUGGAGCAUGAGGAAAGGGAUCCUCUCUUUGUAGCCAAUGUCGGCGACCAUCUUCUCAAUGGUGCUAAUGCAGGUUCAGCUACAUGGGUUCGAUCUGGUGGAGCAGUUUGACGGUUCAACUUUAAAGUAAAGAUUCAGGUUCAACUUAACUUUAACCAGUAAUGCAAAUAGAAGUAGUUUAUUUAAAGCUGCAUAAUUCUCUAUUAUGUGCUGAUUUGAUAUACAGCUAGUGGCUUUGAUGGAUGGUGGGCAUGUAUGAUGAUUGAUACACACCCCAGCUAAAAUAUUUCCCCCACGUUCUUACAAUUUGUGCGGAAUGUUAAAUUGUUUUGUAACUUGCACAUUAUGUCCGGCACUCCGGCCAGUUCCUUUUUUUUACCCGAGCUAAGAGAAUCCCUUCAGACGUUCAUAUGACAGAAAUUCUCUGCAUUUUCAAACACAUUUGGAAGGCCUUGCUCCAGGUGGAGUAAACGUGGAGGUCUUCUUUUCUUGCGCCGAAGGCCUACAACAAGCAACUAUCCUGAUGAGUGCUCCAGGUUAGGAGGCGACCAUCUCUUUUGAGCUUAAGAAAAAUGUAUUAUACAUGUAUUAUUUUCAUAUUUUUUUUAAUUACAUUAGAUAUAUAGAUGCAUGCAACUUUAAUUUAUAGUUUUCAAAGUUAAUUUUAUACUUCGAUAGUUCGAUUUAAUUAAUAAAUUAAUAGAAAAUCAUUGGUUAAUGACUUAAGAUAUCCAAUC